AUCCGGAGCCGAGCUGCAGCAGCGCCGCCUUUUGUGCUGCGGCCGCGGAGCCCCCGAGGGCCCACCGCUCACCACCACACUGGGGCCCAGAGGCCAUGGCCUGUCUCCAUGAGACCCGCACACCUUCCCCUUCCUUUGGGGGAUUCGUGUCCACCCUAAGCGAAGCGUCCAUGCGCAAGCUAGACCCAGACACAUCUGACUGCACCCCUGAGAAAGACCUGACGCCUACCCAGUGUGUACUUCGAGAUGUAGUGCCACUGGGUGGGCAGGGCGGGGGUGGGCCCAGCCCCUCCCCAGGUGGAGAGCCACCUCCUGAGCCUUUUGCCAACAGUGUCCUGCAGCUACAUGAGCAGGAUGCAGGGGGCCCAGGGGGAGCCGCUGGGUCCCCUGAGAGUCGAGUGCCCAGAGUUCGAGCGGAUGAGGUGCGUCUGCAGUGCCAGAGUGGCAGUGGCUUCCUGGAAGGCCUCUUUGGCUGCCUGCGCCCUGUCUGGACCAUGAUUGGCAAAGCCUACUCCACGGAGCACAAGCAGCAGCAGGAAGACCUUUGGGAGGUGCCCUUUGAGGAAAUCCUGGACCUGCAGUGGGUGGGCUCAGGGGCCCAGGGUGCUGUCUUCCUGGGGCGUUUCCAUGGGGAGGAGGUGGCUGUGAAGAAGGUUCGGGACCUGAAGGAGACUGACAUCAAGCACCUGAGAAAGCUGAAGCACCCCAACAUCAUCACCUUCAAGGGAGUGUGCACCCAGGCUCCCUGCUACUGCAUCCUCAUGGAGUUCUGCGCUCAGGGCCAGCUGUACGAGGUACUGCGGGCUGGCCGCCCUGUCACCCCCUCCUUGCUGGUUGACUGGUCCAUGGGCAUCGCUGGUGGCAUGAACUACCUGCACCUGCAUAAGAUUAUCCAUAGAGACCUCAAGUCCCCCAACAUGCUAAUCACAUACGACGAUGUGGUGAAGAUCUCCGAUUUUGGCACUUCAAAGGAGUUGAGUGACAAGAGCACCAAGAUGUCCUUUGCAGGAACAGUAGCCUGGAUGGCCCCCGAAGUGAUUCGUAACGAGCCUGUGUCUGAGAAGGUCGACAUCUGGUCCUUUGGCGUGGUGCUAUGGGAACUGCUGACUGGUGAGAUCCCCUACAAAGAUGUAGAUUCCUCAGCCAUCAUCUGGGGUGUCGGAAGCAACAGUCUCCAUCUGCCAGUGCCCUCCAGCUGCCCAGAUGGUUUCAAAAUCCUGCUUCGCCAGUGCUGGAACAGCAAACCAAGAAAUCGUCCAUCAUUCCGACAGAUCCUGCUACAUCUGGACAUUGCCUCAGCAGAUGUCCUUUCUACACCCCAGGAGACUUACUUUAAGUCCCAGGCAGAGUGGCGUGAAGAGGUAAAGCUACACUUUGAAAAAAUUAAGUCAGAAGGGACCUGUCUGCACCGCCUAGAAGAGGAGCUGGUGAUGCGUAGGAGGGAGGAGCUCAGACACGCCUUGGACAUCAGGGAACACUAUGAACGGAAGCUGGAGAGAGCCAACAACCUGUACAUGGAGCUUAAUGCCCUUAUGUUGCAGCUGGAACUCAAGGAGCGGGAGCUCCUCAGGAGGGAACAAGCUUUAGAACGGAGGUGCCCAGGUCUGCUGAAGUCACACCCUUCCCGAAGCCUCCUGCAUGGGAACACAAUGGAGAAGCUCAUAAAGAAGAGGAAUGUUCCACAGAAGCUAUCACCCCACAGUAAAAGGCCAGAUAUCCUCAAGACUGAGUCUUUGCUACCAAAACUAGAUGCAGCCCUGAGUGGGGUGGGUCUUCCUGGGUGUCCUAAGGGUCCCCCUUCACCGGGACGGAAUCGCCGUGGCAAGACCCGUCAUCGCAAGGCCAGCGCCAAGGGCAGCUGUGGGGACCUGCCUGGCCUUCGUGCAGUUGCACCACCCCAUGAACCUGGGGGACCAGGAAGCCCAGGGAUGCUAGGAGGGGGACCCUCAGCCUGGGAGGCCUGCCCUGCAGCCCUCCGUGGGCUCCAUCAUGACCUCCUGCUACGAAAGAUGUCCUCUUCAUCCCCAGAUCUGCUGUCAGCAGCACUGGGAGCCCGGGGCCGGGGAGCCACAGGGGGAGCCGGGGACCCUGGCUCACCACCUCCAGCCCGGGGUGAUACCCCCCCAAGUGAGGGCUCAGCACCUGGUUCCACCAGCCCAGAUUCACCUGGGGGAGCCAAAGGGGAGCCACCUCCACCAGUAGGGCCUGGUGAUAGUGUGGGGCUGCUGGGAACUGGAAGGGAAGGGACAGCGGGACGGGGAGGAAGCCGGGCUGGGUCCCAGCACUUGACCCCAGCUGCACUGCUGUACAGGGCUGCUGUUACUCGAAGUCAGAAACGUGGCAUAUCAUCAGAGGAAGAAGAAGGAGAGGUAGACAGUGAAGUGGAGCUGACACCAAGCCAGAGGUGGCCUCAGAGCCUGAACAUGCGCCAGUCAUUAUCUACCUUCAGCUCAGAGAAUCCAUCAGAUGGGGAGGAAGGCACAGCUAGUGAGCCAUCCCCCAGCGGCACACCUGAUGUUGGCAGUACCAACACAGAUGAGCGGCCAGAUGAGCGGUCUGAUGACAUGUGCUCCCAGGGAUCAGAAAUCCCACUGGACCAACCUGCUUCAGAGGUGGUUACUGGCCCUGAACCCAGCUCCUCAGCCAUCCAGCACCAGGACCUACUCACGAGGGAGCAAGGCCCUCCCAAUUUUGACGACUCAGACUGUGACAGCACUGAACUGGACAACAACAGUGGUGAAGCCUUGCAGCCCCCAGCCGCCCUCCCUCCAUGAAAGCCACUCUUAUUCCUGUACAUAGAAAUAUUUAUAUAAAUAAUAUAUAU
Molecule: messenger RNA, 2824 nt
Organism: Molossus molossus (Pallas's mastiff bat)
Lineage: Eukaryota; Metazoa; Chordata; Mammalia; Chiroptera; Molossidae
Gene: MAP3K12
Product: mitogen-activated protein kinase kinase kinase 12
Exons: 14
Coding region: 96-2774 (892 amino acids)
Biological process (GO): protein autophosphorylation; JNK cascade
Molecular function (GO): ATP binding; JUN kinase kinase kinase activity
Source: RefSeq, a predicted model, not a curated record